AUGGCAGCAGCCAUCAUUCGAGAAAUUUUUAAGGUGGACCCACCUGCUCCCUCAUGUCAGGAGGGACACUAUUUGCCUCAGUUUGUGCACCCUACACCUGGAAAUGGAGCACGCAUCCAAGCAGAGAUCAGCAAAGAAGUGGAGAUCAGAGUCAAAGCACAAGCUGCAUACGCAACAAUACAAGAUAUCAUUAUCACUGGGCCACUGAAUAUCAGCAAGCACAGGACCUCAUAUGACGAGUUUGCCAUUAGGUGGUCGCCUAACCUGGAUGACCUGGGACACCAUUACCCAAUCUGCUUUGCUGUUGAAUCAGUGACUGGGUCUGGCGUCUAUCAGUCCGAGAUGAGGUGUGUUCUGGUUGACGUCAGGAAGGAGCAAGUUAAAUCCCAUGUGACCUGCGGCGAGUCCACAAUGACAGUAGAGGUUGAGAAAUCUUCGUUCCGUGGACUCAGUGAGGAACAUUUGCGGCUCAGUGACCCCAGCAACACCGCCUGCAGCCUCCAGAGUUACUCCAACAGCACUCACAUCAUCGCAGUCGUCCCCCUCAACGCUUGCGGCACUCAGAUCGAGGAAGAUGAUGAAAACCUGAUCUUCAAGAAUGAAAUCACCACGGUCGACAGCACAGAGUACCUGAUCACCAGGAAGAACCAGCUGGAGGUGCAGUUCUACUGCCAGUACCCCAAACAUGGGAACGUGACGCUGGGCUUCACGGCGCACAGGAGGAACGUCACAGUGUGGGAGAAAGGCUUCGGCACGUUCACCUACCAGUUUGAGUUCUAUCCCAACGCCCAAUUCCAAACCCAGAUCGAUCCAAAUGAUUACCCUCUGGAGUACGACAUAGGGAGCCGGAUUUACAUGCAGAUAGAGGCCACCACCUCCAUCGAUGACACCUAGCUGUUUGUGGAGUCCUGCAGAGCGGCACCAUAUGACAACCCAAACUACUGGCCAACAUACCCCAUCAUUGACAACGGGUGUAAUGUGGACCCGACUGUUGAAAUCCAUUCCCCUGCCCACCAGAGACAAUUCCAGUUCAGCAUGGAGGCCUUCAAGUUCAUCGGCUUGCACGACCAGGUGUACAUCAGCUGUUCAGUGCUGAUAUGUGCGGCAGGGAGCCCCAGCUCCAGGUGCUCACAGGGAUGCCUCAACUCCACAUCAGCCGGUCACCAACAUCACCGCCGAAGGAGAGAGGCUGCCACUCAGACUGUGAGGCACUUCAUUUCCCAGGGUCCUCUGCGCUUAAGGAGAGCCGCAGAAAGCUACAAGAGCCCAGUGAUCAACCUGAAUCUGAACCUGGUUUUCAUCGCUGGAUGUCUCCUUGCAGCCGUUGGCAUGAUCGGUGCCGUGGUCAUCUACAAAGCCAAAAUAUCAAGGGUCAAAUACCAACCUUUGCCCGCAUUUGAAAAUUAAGAGAGAAUACCAGUUCUUAAUUACAUUUGACUAUACAUAAAGCUAUUUUGAUUUGCUUUGCAAUCAAAUAUUGAGGAUUCAUGUAUCUAAUUAUUCACCCAUUUAACUC
Messenger RNA from Perca flavescens (yellow perch), 1516 nucleotides. Its product is annotated as CUB and zona pellucida-like domain-containing protein 1. Lineage: Eukaryota; Metazoa; Chordata; Actinopteri; Perciformes; Percidae. The transcript is spliced from 9 exons. The record is from RefSeq and is a predicted model, not a curated record.